AAUACGUCAGCGCCUUAAACCCCACCGCCCUACAGUUUUGGUGCUUAGAGAAGCUUAAACCUAAAAACCCAGCGAGAAUCAUCAGUUUUUCGCCAUUUUUUACAAGUAGACGGGCAACUUGAAUGUAUUAUCAUAUUCACUCUACCAAUUCUUUUGAGAAAUGCUACAAACAGUAAUCUAAAAUAGCGAGGGUUUAUGAAAAGGUUGGAGGAAGCAAGGGUUUAAGAAGUCAGCAUGAAAGCUCUCCGUUUCAGGUCUUCACACAUCAGGAGCUUCUGGAAACUUCAAACAUCUACUGUGAUUGGACUAGGCCAACAAGCAAGCAAGGGAGGAUGCACUGCAACAUUUGUAACGAGCAUUGAGAGUAUAGAUGAGGAUGCAGAGAUUACUGAUGAUAUGUCUUUGGCUGGAUCACCAUUCAAAAAUAAGCAUUCAACACAGACACAGACAGCACCCAGUUUGAAUAACUUGAAGAACACAUUAAACACUCAGAAGCAGCAUGGACAGGCAGACGAUCGGUUCAUCAAAGGAAAUUCUACAAAGAUUCAAAUGGAAACUAAAAAUAUUAGUCACAUAUCAUCUGAAAGCCAAGCCCCAAACAGAGGGGCUGACUGGGAUACUUAUGGGAAAGUUUUUCGUGGGGCUUCUGGCAGAGAUGGUCAGAUUUCUAACAAUCCACAACCUAUUUCUCCAAAUCAUGUUAAUAUGCUUGUUACAAAUUACAGGAGCAAAGAGUGGGAUGCUUUUGCUGAACUGGAUGGUCCUGGUGUAGAUUUAGAACAUGAAAAGAUAUCAACUUGCAUUAACAGGAUUUUGAGCUCAAAUAAAGAGCAACAGAUUUCUGCAGUUUCUGAUGCAAAAAUGACUGAAGUCCAAGUGGCACGGGACGAUGAUUUCUCUAAGAAGAGUAUUCCAGCAAGGGAGAAAAUUGCCAACAAAAGAGAUUAUCUUCUAGCCAGAGCAAAGAAGUUUAGUAAUUCAAAGAGCGCAGCACUGAAGUUUGUUUUAGAGGAUAAUGUGAGAGAAGAGAAGGAAAAGAAAGAAGUCAAGGAAAAGAAGGAUGUGGCCAUGAAGCAGAAAGAACAGAAGGAAAAGAAGGGAGAAGUGGCCAUGAAGCAGAAACCUUUUAAUCAAGAUACAGAGUCAAAUUCAAUCCAUGGAGAAAAGUCUGUUUGUGUUGAGUAUGUUCCACAUGGCAUCAGCGUUCUUGAAAUUAGAAAAGCGUUCUCUGUAUAUGGAGAUAUUGUUGGCUGUUUCAUAAGAGCUGGCGAUGAUGGAAUGUCUGGCUGUCAUAUUGAAUUCAAGACUACUGAAGAUAAAGAGAGAGCUCUAUCUGAUCGUUGGGUUAUAGUCAAUGGGAAACAAUUGUCAGUAUGCCGGGUUGAUAUUCCAGUUACAACUAUUGUUCGGAUUACCAAUUUGGAUCCAGAGACAGCUUUAAAUGAUGUACAUAAAAUAUGUAUGUCAUAUGGUAAUAUGGAGAGCUUGCAGAUGAGGGAAGAUUAUGCUGUUGAUGCAUACUUUUGUAUUUCAGAGAGUCGUAACAUGCCAAAAAUUUUGGAGAAGUUAAAUGAAGUAACGCUGAAUAAAAGACGCUGGAUAGCUCAACCAGCCCCAAGGUUAGCAAAAUGCAUGUCUGAGACACCAGAGGGUCAGAAGUGGGCAGGUAAGCAAUUGAGCAACCAGAUACACAACAUCAAAAAUCAUUUACGGCUUAAGAGAAUAUAUUUGGAGGAUCUCGAGGAGCUGCAUGGUGCCAUAAUGCAUAUUAAGGAAUGUCCAAAUCCUUCCGACAAUGGAUCAACUUGAUUUAGAAGCAGUUUUCCAUCAAUGUCGGAUGCCUUCUAAUAUAUUCUUGCGUAAGAGUCCAAUUAAUGUGGCUUAAGUGGUUCCAGUUUUCACAAUUCUGAUUAUUUCUCUCUUAGGAAUUCCUAAUGGAUACUGUACAACUGGCAACAGAAGUGUCAUCCAUAAUGGGAGUAUUUUGAGCAAUAUAUUGAGAAACAUUAAUGUAUCUAUGGAGCAUGAUGGCAAUCCUUGCUCAGUAAUAUAUUGGAAUUGAAACUUA
This is a messenger RNA of Cryptomeria japonica (Japanese cedar), 2068 nucleotides long. RefSeq lists its product as uncharacterized. Bases 235 to 1809 code for a protein of 524 amino acids. The record is from RefSeq and is a predicted model, not a curated record. The transcript is spliced from 6 exons. Gene Ontology annotation, molecular function: nucleic acid binding. Lineage: Eukaryota; Viridiplantae; Streptophyta; Pinopsida; Cupressales; Cupressaceae.